Messenger RNA from Pygocentrus nattereri (red-bellied piranha), 1168 nucleotides. RefSeq names its product cerebellin 18 (gene cbln18). The transcript is spliced from 5 exons. The record is from RefSeq and is a predicted model, not a curated record. Bases 148 to 873 code for a protein of 241 amino acids. Gene Ontology annotation, molecular function: protein binding. NCBI's taxonomy places the organism in Eukaryota, Metazoa, Chordata, Actinopteri, Characiformes, Serrasalmidae.
UUCUGCCAUUAAAGCCUCCGAAUGCAUAAACAGGGUGCACUCUGAGUCUGAUGAAACCUCAUAGACUGACCUACGGCAGUUCCCUCAGUUCAUCUGCUCCAACAGUUCUCCAAGUCACAAAAGAAAGAUUCUGUCCUUAACCUGAGGAUGAAGACAGCUGCAUUAACAGUUGUGGGCCUGCUGGGGGCACUAUGUCUAUGCUUAAGGACAGAGGCAAACACUGCUUGGGACCUUUUACGCCAAUCUGCAGUGAACUGGACAGGCAAUCUGCCCUGUGGUGGCUGGGACUGCGAUUGCGAGUUUAGGAAGCCGAAAGGCUGCUGCUGUGUGGCGAGACCACUGUUUGAGCUGGAGGAGGCCACCUUCAUGCGAAUGGUGGGCUUAUGGGAGGGCUUGACUGAUCUCAAUGAACAGAUUGAUGAGGUCACAGGUGGACGUAACGUAGCAUUUGCUGCUUUUUUGUCCUCAACACCUGGAUGUUUUGGACCUUUCACCAGAAAUGUGUCCAUCCCUUACCAGAACAUUACUCUCAACCAAGGCUAUGGGUAUAAUGCUGCAUUAGGUGCUUUCACUGCUCCUCGUGCGGGCCUCUACUCCUUCAGCUACACUGUGUACUCCAACGUUGGGCCAGCAGGUGAGCGCCUCUACCUAAAGGUGCAGCUGAUGAAGGAUGGCCAGGUGAUCGCCUCCUCCUGGGAGGACAACCGUGAAGACUCGGAGGACAGCGCCACACAGAUGGUGCUACUGCAGCUCAAACAAGGCAACCAGGUGUAUGUAGAGCUGGUGUCAGGCAGGUUUCUGUGUACAGACACGCAGGGCUACAACUCCUUCAGUGGAUUCCUGGUCUACCCGCUCACUGAUGUACCUGUGUGAGGCUGGUAACUAGCAGGAACGCCCAAACACUAUUUUCACAGUCAGUAAUGAUAACAGAGUAAGCACAAAACUGGCCCUACAUCUCUAGAGAUUACUUAUUGUUUUGUGUUAUUACGAUUGAACUACAAGUAAAACCACAUGAUGCAGUACACAUUAAAGUGCUAUUCACUUUACAUGACUACAUGCUUUAGACAGUCCAUAAGCAGCAACAAUCAAGAUUAAAUGUACAAGCUUCAUAGUAACAAGUAGCUGAUUGGUUGUCAGCCCAUCUUAAUUACCUUUUUCCAGAUUUAUA